AGUUCCGAGUUCCAAGUGUGAGAGAGCUGGGAUUCUGAAAUUUGACUCGUUUUAAAAGGUUUGUGUCGCGUGAAACGACACAAUUGUACACUUAACCGCAUUUGUUUUGUGACUGAAAGAAUAACGUUAAGAUGAAUGCGAUGGCGCGCACCCGAAACGCCACAAAGAUUAGCUCUGAAAUAAACGCAACAAAUUAUUCAAGGAACAUCAUAACUUGCCUCUAAACUGACGUCUUUUGUUGUUUUCAGUACGCUCCGAAAAACUGAGAAACGUCAGUAAUUUUUUUCCGCGUUAAAAAUACAACUACCUGGUUUUGAACGUUAACGUUGCUUCCGUGUUACGACCUGUCUGUUUUGGAAAUGCAAGUUUACUAGACGUGCAUGAAAGCAGCACGAGAAGGAAGCGGAAAGGAGAAGCUGUUGUGGCCACUUUCCACUGAAAAUAGGAUUUAUCCACCGCUGGACUCCUGCCAGCUGUUCAGCAGGUGCGACGCCGCGUCGUCCCGUCCGCCUCCAGCGAUGGACAGCCUGGAGGAGGACCUGACCUGCUCUGUGUGCUACUCGCUGUUCUCCGACCCGCGCGUCCUGCCGUGUUCCCACACCUUCUGCAAGAACUGCUUGGAGAACCUGCUGCAGGUGUCCACCAACUACUCCAUCUGGCGCCCGCUGCGCCUGCCCAUAAAAUGUCCCCACUGCCGCAGCGUGGUGGAGCUGCCGCCGAGCGGCGUGGACGCGCUCCCGUCCAACGUGUCCCUGCGAGCCAUCGUCGAGAAAUACCAGAGGGACAGCGAGCCGCGGGCGCCGUCCUGCCAGGAGCACCGCAGGCAGCCGCUCAACAUGUACUGCGUCCAGGACCGGCAGCUGAUCUGCGGCCUGUGCCUGACCGUCGGCCAGCACCAUGGCCAUCCCAUAGACGACCUGCAGGCGGCCUUUGUCAGAGAAAAACAAACCCCGGCGCUGCUGCUGGCCAGGCUCUCGGAGCAGAAGUGGAGUCAGGUGUGUGAGCUGGGGGAGCAGCUGGAGCAGGAGAAGGCGCGCUGCGACACUCUGCUGAGGCAGGACCGGCAGGAGGUCAACCAGUUUUUUGUCUCUUUAGAGGAGGUGCUGGCCAGGAAGAAGCAGGCCUACCUGGAGGCUCUGAGCGAGGCUGCUGCAGAGGUGGCUGCGACCUACGACCCCCUCAUCCACACAGUCAAGGAGCUGCAGGAGGAGCAGUUGGACCUGGUGUCUCUGGGCUCGUCUGUGGAGGAGGAAGACUCCCCCCUGGUGUUUUUGGAGAAAGUCCAUCAGUUCAGAGAUCGGGUGGAGAAGUUCAUCAGAACCCCGCUGCCCUCCGGGAUCAACCUGUCGGUGACGCCACGCGCAGCGGCUUACCUGCAGCAGAACUGGCCCGCGGUGACCAUCAGCAGCCUGGAGCAGGCGCCGGUUCCCAAGCUGUGCUGCUGCACCAGAUGCGACGGUGGCGUCGGCACAGAGGCAGACCCGCCUGUCCCACCUGCCUGGGACAGGUGGCGCCAGCUGAAGCCCACCGCUUCGGUGGCUCUGCUGGGCCUGCUGCUGCUGCUGGCGGCGUUGUGGGCCAACCCCGUCGGAGGCGCGUCGCUCGGGUUCUCCCUCCUUUCCCGCCUCAGUCAGCUGGCCCAGAGUCUGAGCGGCAGCCUCGUCUCGUCCGUGUGGGACACAAUGGAGGCGGAGUGCGCAGAGAUGGGGGCUGCAGUGCAGAGGUGGAGCUCGCAGCUGUCUGUCCUCAGAGACCGAGUUGUUCAGCAGGUGGCUGCUUUACUUAAAACGUCGACGUCUCGCUGAGGAAGGCCGAACUGGAAACCAAACUGAACGUGGAGGAGUCUCUUUUCCCCAGUUCCAAAGAACCAAAACAGCCUCACUUUUGUUACUUUCUAAACAUCUGCUAGUUACGAUUUUACAUUAACAGGUAUGUUUGAAGUUUCACAUAAAAAAAUAGAAAACUACGUUGCGUCCAGCCUAAACAGCAACAAGGAUUUUUGUUUUUUUUGCCUUCUCAGCGAAACAGGAAUUUAAUUAAGCCAGAAUCUCCUCUGCUCAUUUCCUGUCAGCACACUUAGGAGAUGAAGACAAUCAGAGGAGAAAUGCUGCAGCAGGUUUCACGUUCAUUUCCUGGGUGUUUCACUCUAUAAUCACACAUUAUGUAGCAAUAUUCAUUUUUGAUAAGUGUUACUUUCUUCUCAUUAUAUUACUUCCACUCAUAAUAAAAGAUGCAGAAACUUGCAUCAGAUCUUUCUGACAUUAUUGGACACGUUGCAUGUGCACCUUACCACACUAGACUGUUUACAACAAAUAAUGGAGGAAUGUGUUGCUUAAGGAGUGACUCCCAAUCUGUGCCUUUAAUUAUCCUGCCUCCCCGUUUCUCCCAGGACCAGGACUUUCAAGGAAAUGGUGCAUCUUGAAAAUCUGCCUCAGAACAAAGUCCAUCAUGGCGCCUUGUUUACCAUGUUGGUUUGAUGUAAACUGGGAUUUUGAAAUGUGGCAAAACCACAGCACACAGCCCUCUGAAACAAAAUAAAUGUAAACUGUAAAAAUUU
This is a messenger RNA of Xiphophorus couchianus (Monterrey platyfish), 2557 nucleotides long. It is a transcript of the gene trim59, whose product is annotated as tripartite motif containing 59. Gene Ontology annotation, biological process: protein monoubiquitination. Bases 381 to 1805 code for a protein of 474 amino acids. Lineage: Eukaryota; Metazoa; Chordata; Actinopteri; Cyprinodontiformes; Poeciliidae. The record is from RefSeq and is a predicted model, not a curated record. Gene Ontology annotation, molecular function: zinc ion binding; ubiquitin protein ligase activity. The transcript is spliced from 6 exons.